Molecule: messenger RNA, 426 nt
Organism: Aspergillus tubingensis
Lineage: Eukaryota; Fungi; Ascomycota; Eurotiomycetes; Eurotiales; Aspergillaceae
Product: cytochrome c oxidase subunit VIa
Exons: 5
Coding region: 1-426 (141 amino acids)
Biological process (GO): mitochondrial electron transport, cytochrome c to oxygen
Cellular component (GO): mitochondrial inner membrane
Molecular function (GO): enzyme regulator activity
Source: RefSeq, a predicted model, not a curated record
AUGUUCCCUCAGCGUAACGCCCUUCGUCUGUCCCAGCGCGCUGCCCAGCAGCUGCGUGCUGCUCCGGUCCGCUCCACCGUCCAGCGCCGUCUCAACAGCUCCGACUCCAAGCUUCCCUCUUGGGCCGCCGACAACGCAUUCAACCGCGAGAGAGAGGCCGUUAAGCACCAUGCUGCUGCUACCAGUGACCUGUGGCGCAAGCUCUCCAUCUACGCCGUCAUUCCUAUCCUGAUUGCCGGAGGAAUCAACUCUUACAACCUCUGGAACGAGCACUGGGAGCACUGGGCGCACAUGCCCCCGCUCGAGGAGCGUACUGAGUACCCCUACCAGAACAUCCGUGUGAAGAACUUCCCCUGGGGAGACGGUGACAAGACCAUCUUCUGGAACUCCGACGUCAACUACCACAACAAGGACAAGGCUACCUAA